GGGGACAACUGUGACCAGUGUGCACGUGGAUACUAUGGCAACGCUUUGGGUGGUACACCAUAUGACUGUAAACGUUGUCCUUGCCCCAAUGAUGGUGCUUGCAUGCAAAUCAACGGCGACACCGUCAUUUGCACCGAAUGCCCUGUUGGCUACUACGGCGCGCGCUGUGAAAUGUGCUCGGACGGCUUCUUUGGUGAUCCAACGGGUAUCUAUGGCGCGGUGCAAACAUGUAAAGCGUGCGACUGCAACGGCAAUGUGGAUCCCAAUGCGGUAGGCAAUUGUAAUCGUACCACUGGUGAAUGUCUCAAGUGCAUACACAACACAGCCGGAAAACACUGCGACGAGUGCUUAGCAGGACACUUCGGCGAUCCACUGGCUCUACCACACGGCCAAUGUGACCGCUGUAGCUGCUAUCCACCAGGCACCGAACAAAAUCAGGAUGGUAUUACACAAUGCGAUCAAGUAACCGGUCAGUGCCAUUGCAAACCAAAUGUGAUUGGACGUGAGUGCGGUGAGUGCCAGCCAGGAUACUUCAAUAUUAUGUCGGGAAAUGGGUGUGAAAACUGCAUGUGUGAUCCUGUUGGUAGUUACAACUCCACCUGCGACAAGUUCACAGGACAAUGCUUCUGCAAGCCGGGUGUUUUGGGGCAACAGUGCGAUCAGUGUGAAGUAUACCAUUACGGCUUCUCCCAGGAAGGUUGUAAGCCUUGCGAGUGUGACGAAAGCGGCUCUAAAGGAUUCCAAUGCGAUCAGUAUGGGCAGUGUCCAUGCAAUGACAAUGUAGAGGGUCGCCGAUGUGAUCGUUGUAAAGAAAACAAAUAUGAUCGCCAUCUGGGUUGUAUAGAUUGCCCGGAUUGCUAUAACCUCGUACAAGAUGCGGCCAAUGAACACCGUGCAAAGUUGCAUAACCUUAGCGCGACAUUGGAUGAAAUUGCACGUACACCCGUUACUAAUGAUGAGGAGUUCGAGGCCAAAUUGAAGACCGUGCAAGAAAAAGUAGACAUCCUUUUAACCGACGCUAAGUAUGGCGCAGGCGAAAGUGGCCAGACGUAUGCUGAAGUAUUGGAUGAUCUGCAUAAACGCCUCAACAAUAUCCGCACACACCUGGUCACCGCCGACGAGCUACAAGAUAAGGCGAACGAUGAAAUCAAAAAGGCCAGACAAAACUAUUCCAAUGCGCAUGACAUUGUUGAGGCUACGAAGAAUGAACUGCAGAACGCAUUGAACUUACUAAAUGAUGACGGUGCACAGGCGCUGUCUAAAGCCAAAAACAAAUCUGUAGAGUUCGGUGUGCAGUCAGAUCAAAUUUCGGAGAUAUCACGCGAAGCACGGGCUUUAGCCGAUCGCUUAGAAUCGGAAGCGCAAGUCGAUUUGGAGAAUGCCAAGGAUGCCAACGAAGCAGUGGAGAAAGCCUAUGAGUUGGCGAAAAGUGCAAUCAACCUUCAGCAGAAAGUAAGCGAUGAACUGCGUUCAGAGGUACGUCUGGAGUUAAAUACAGUCAAGCAAUCGCUGACUAAUGUAGCUCAAACCACCAAAGAAGCGUUGCGUAAAGCGAACGAGGUUUACGACGCUGCUUUAACAUUGCUUACGGAUGUCAAUGGGCUAACUGCACCAGAAAUUAAUAUUAAGAAGCUUAAGAAGGAUGCAUUGGCAGCAAAUGAAGACGCCGAUCGCCUUUUGAAACGAGUCAACGAUAUAUCCAACAGCAACGGUAACAUAUUUGCCGAUUUCGAUGAGGAAUACGAACUAGCCGAUUUGCUAAUUCUCAGAGCAAACGAACAAAAACAAGACGAUAUCAGGCUAUUAAAAACCGCCCAGGACGCACUUGACAAAGCUAGAAAGGCUGUUGAGCAGGGCGAUAGCACGCUGAAAGAAGCCAACAACACAUAUCACACUCUGGCAGGUAAGAACAGCUCGAAAUAAAAUUUUAUUAGAGCA
Rhagoletis pomonella (apple maggot) is the source of this 1938-nucleotide messenger RNA. Its product is annotated as laminin subunit gamma-1-like. Lineage: Eukaryota; Metazoa; Arthropoda; Insecta; Diptera; Tephritidae. The transcript has 4 exons. The annotation marks the transcript as partial. The record is from RefSeq and is a predicted model, not a curated record.